AUGGCGGCCAGAGUUGUUGUUGCAAUUGAGAACCCUCAUGACAUAAUUGUUCAGUCUGUUAGGCCCUAUGGUCAGAGAGCUGUCUUGAAGUUUGCCCAAUAUACUGGUGCUCAUGUAAUUGCUGGUCGCCAUACUCCUGGAACAUUUACUAAUCAGCUUCAGACUUCAUUUAGUGAGCCUCGUCCUCUUAAAGAAGCUGCUCUUGGGAACAUUCCCACCAUUGCCUUUUGUGAUACUGAUUCCCCAAUGGGGUAUGUUGAUAUUGGCAUACCUGCUAAUAACAAGGGGAAGCACAACAUUGGCUGUUUGUUCUGGCUAUUGGCGAGGAUAGUUCUACAGAUGCGCAACACAAUUCCUCAAGGGCACAAGUGGGAUGUUAUGGAUACACACGUCUUAAUACUAAAUAUUGGUGUACUGAAUGCACUUAAUUUAUCUGAUGGUGGUGCACCACAAAUGGGAGCCCUUAGAACUCAUCUGAUGAAUCAAAUGUGGGCAUCAUUCAGAGGCAAUGCUACAUGA
Cornus florida is the source of this 519-nucleotide messenger RNA. Its product is annotated as small ribosomal subunit protein uS2-like. NCBI's taxonomy places the organism in Eukaryota, Viridiplantae, Streptophyta, Magnoliopsida, Cornales, Cornaceae. The coding region runs from base 1 to 519 and encodes 172 amino acids. Gene Ontology annotation, biological process: ribosomal small subunit assembly; cytoplasmic translation. Gene Ontology annotation, molecular function: structural constituent of ribosome. Gene Ontology annotation, cellular component: ribosome; 90S preribosome; cytosolic small ribosomal subunit. The record is from RefSeq and is a predicted model, not a curated record. The transcript is spliced from 3 exons.